AUGUCUAAUCAUCUACAAAUAUUUGAUUUCCAUAUUUUAAANCCUAAAACUGGUAUUCUACGUCUUGUUAAAUAUUUAAAAUAUCAAAAAUAUAUAUUAGAUAUUCAAGCUGAUAUUUAUUUAUUUAAUCAAAAUUAUUCAAUAAAAACAAAUAUUGAAAUAAAUAUUUAUGAAAUUAAUAAAUAUCGACCUAAUUUUAUUAAUCAAACAUUAAUAGAAUUAUAUGAAUUACCAUAUCAAUUUCAAGCAUUUGAUUUUGAUAAUAAUAAACAAACAAAUGGAUAUCUUACAUAUUAUUUAUCGAAUUGUUUUAAUUAUUGUCCAUUUGAAAUAAAUCCAAAUAAUGGAAUAUUAAAUUUAAAAAAACAAAUAAAUUUUAUCAAAGAUCAUAUUUAUGAUUUACAAAUAAUAGUAUUUGAUUGGGGUGAACCUAUAAAUUUUGAAACAAAAAUUAAUAUACAAAUUAAUUUAUCAUCUAAAUUAAUUGAACAAAAUUUAACAAGAAAAAAAUCAGACAUAAAAAUAACGAAAAAUCAAUCAUUAUUAAUGAUACCAGAACAAAGAUAUUCAAAGGCGAAGACUAUUUAUCUUAAUAUUGGUUUUAAUCGAAAUGCAACAUCUUAUCAUCUUUCUGAAGAUUCUGAAAUAAAUACAAUCAUUGAUCGUUUAAAAAUCGACUAUGACUCUUUUCCUUUAUUCAUUAAUAAUGACAAAGAUAAUCUUUUUUUCUAUAUAAUUAAUGAUACAUCAGUACCAUUUAUAAUCGAUCAAAAUGAAAAAACAAUUAAAUUAAUAUUUCCUCUUGAUCGUGAAAAACAAAAUCAAUAUACAUUCGAAAUAGAAUUAAAAUUAAAAUCUACGUAUGUAUUGAAAUUACAAGAAAUAUACAGUUUUCAAGAGAAAAAUUCAUUUAUUGAUUUUCAAUAUUCAAAUAAAUAUUAUCAAAAAAUAUUCAUAACUAUUUAUAUUGAUGAUAUUAAUGAUAAUAUUCCAAUAUGUAAUAAUUUUCAUAAACAUAUUUAUUUAUUUGAAAAUAAAAUACAAACAAAUAUUUUUCAUGUUCAAGCAUUUGAUCCUGAUCAAAGUGAAAAUGGUACAAUAUUUUAUUCAUUACUUGAUUAUAAUCAAUAUUUUACAAUUAAUUCCUAUAGUGGACAAAUCGAUUCUAUUCAAUCAAUCGAUCGUGAACAAAUACCUUUUCUUCUAUUACAUAUCAUCGCUUCAGAUCAAGGUCAACAACUACAAUUACAAUCAAUUUGUAUGACAUUACACAUUACAAUAGUUGAUAUCAAUGAUAAUAUUCCUCAAUUUUCAUCGACUAAUUAUACUUAUUAUCUUUUCUCAGAUUUACCACGAGAUACAAUAUUUGGUCAAGUUUAUGCAUUUGAUUUAGAUUCAGCAGAUAAUCUAAUUUAUUCCAUUGAUCCAAAUCCAUAUGUUAAAAUAAAUCGAUAUACUGGUCAUCUUCGAUUGAAAUCUAAUCUAUAUCAUAUGAUUGAUCAAAACAUAAAUAUUACAGUUAAAGUAUUCGAUGGUUUACAUAUAAAUUAUACAUGGAUUUAUAUUUAUAUAAUACGUUUUAUAGAAAUACAAGAACCGAUUCUUUUACGUGAACCAGCUUAUGAUAUAAUAAUUAAUCAAUCGUCAUCGAUUGGAACAAUUGUUACAAAUGUUUAUCAUCAUUUACAAAUUUUAGAAUCAUCUAUUGAUUUUAUUGAUAUAAUUCAUGAAGAAAAUCCAAUACCAUUUUCUAUUGAUCAACAAGGUUCUAUUCGUCUUAUCCAUUCAUUAAGUGAUUUAUCUAAUACAUCUUAUUGGCUUUCGAUACGUUUAACACGUUAUCGUGCUCAUCCACCACAUUCAUAUGUUCAUAUUCAUAUAUCAAUUCGAGAAGAAAAUUUCUAUUUACCACAAUGUGUUGAUAUUUAUCAAAAUAUAAAAAUUUAUGAUUAUUUAAUUCAAUCAACAUUUGCUUAUAUUCAAGCAUUAUCAUUCUAUGAUAAUAUUCAUCUUCAAUAUUCAAUAAUAAAUAAUAAUAAUAUAAAUGAAAACAUAUUUUCUAUUAAUAAACAAACAGGUUCUAUUCAAUUAUUAUCAUCAAUUCAAAAUAAUCAUCUAUUAAUAUCUAAUUAUUUAUUAACAAUACAAGCUUUAGAUAAUCAACAUCAAUUAUCUGUUGAUUGUUAUUUAGAAAUUAAUUUUAUUCGACGACAACAGUUAACACCUAAAUUUUUAUAUUCAUCAACAUAUAAUAUUGAUUUAAUAGAAAUUUCAUCGAAUAGUAAACGAUUAAGACAACGUUUAUUUCAAGUUAUUGCUUUAUUAGAUCAUGAAAUUUAUGAUAAAAAUAUUGAAAUACGUUAUCAAAUUAUUGAUUUCAAUCAAUAUUUUAUUAUUAAUCGUCGAACUGGUUAUAUAGCUUCAAAACAAUUAUUACAUUCAAAUAGAACCUAUGAAUUUAAUAACGUUACAGAAGUUGAAGCAUUUACUGUUGCACAUCGUAAUGAUAUUGAACAAGAUGAAGAUAUUAAUAAUGAACAUGCAAUUCAUAGUAAAUGGCGUAUUGUUUCAUUUCGAGUUAUUUUACCAAUAAAAAUUCAUGUUCUACCAAUGAAUAUUAUUGAUUCAUCAUUAUUAUUAACUAAUGAAUCAACAAUUAAUAUUGAUUUAUUAACAACAACAAAAGUUGGUUCUAUUCUAUUACAACUUAAAAUAAAUAAUAAUAAUAAUAAUUAUACACAAUGGUUUAUUAUGAUAGGUCAUAUUGAUCAUACACGUUAUUUUCAUGUAAAUUUUCAAUCGGGUGAACUUAUUCUUAUUCGUCCUAUUGAUGAAUUAAUUAACAAAACAACAAUAAUUGAACUUCAUAUUAAUAUAACUAAUGAUUGGAUUUUAAUGAAUACAAUUAAAGUUAUUAUUCAUAUUAUAAAUGAUAAACGUUCAUUAAUUUAUUUUGCUCAAACAGAUUAUUAUAUUUCUGUCUUAAAAAAUAUUACAAUUAAUAGUAAAAUAACACAUUUAACUAUUGAAAAUUCAUUUGAUAAUUGUACAUAUAAUAUUCAUUCAGUUGAAAGAAUUCAAUCAAAAGAUUUAUUUCGUAUUGAUUCAUAUACAGGUUUGAUAACUAAUAUUCAAUCAUUAGAAAAAUCAAUGAAUAAAAAACAUCUAUUAACUAUUAUUUAUCAUUGUAAAAAUAUUUCUCACAUAGCUUAUACACGUUUACAUAUUAAUAUUCUUGAUAAAGAAAAAUCAAAAAAUCAAACAAAUAAUUCAUAUAGAUUUAGUCAAGAUAAUUAUUUAGUUAUAUUUGAAACAUCAUUUAUAAAUAAUCAAAAAAAAUAUUUAAUCGAUUUGGAAUUAAUUAAUAAUGAUUAUUAUGGAAAAAGAAUUAAACCGGAUGCUCAAAUUAUUGAAGGUGAUCCAUUAGGUUUAUUUUCUAUUGAUUCAUCCAAUCAAUCUUUAUUUCUUCUUGAUGAAUCUCGUUCUCGUUCAUAUGUUUAUCCAAUUGAAUUAAUUAUUAUUGAUACAUCACAAAUAAAACCUAUCUAUUGUAUUGUAACUAUAUUUAUAUCAAAUAUUGGUAUACAAUUUACUUGUCCAUUUUAUUCGAAUACUUCUCCAUAUCUUUUUACAUAUAAAUCUAUACCUACACAUAGUAUUGAUCCAUUAACUGGUCAACAAUAUGAUAAUUAUAAUUCAUUGACUAUUCAUGGAUUUGAUUCAUUUACUAUACCUUCAAAUAUUGCUAAAUGUGUUAUUGAUUCUGAUAUAAAAUAUUCUAAUGAAAUAAUUGAUUUCAUAUUUGAAAAAGAAGUUUAUUAUGGUUAUAUUAAUAAUUCAUUAGAUUCUAUAUCAUUUGUAUAUGAUAAUGAAAAACCAAUUCAUUUAUCAAUAAAAAAUCGAAAUCAAUAUUUAGAUUCAUUUAAUAUAACUUAUCAAUUAAUUAAUCAAACAAAUAUAAAUUCAUUUGAAUUAGAUCAAUAUGCUGGAAUAAUAAAAUAUAUUGAAAAAACUAAUCUAUUUAUUAAAUAUUCAUUUCUUAUUCUUGCUCGAUAUAAAACUUUAAUUACAUUUACACGUUUAAAUAUAUUUAUUAAUGAUCAAAAUAAACAAUUAUUUUAUAAAUUUAUAUUAUAUAAACCAUUUGUUAAUAAUUAUACAAUCGGUUAUAUAAAUGAAAUAGGUUCAAAUUUGAAAAUUUUAAAUAGAAAAAUUUCCAUAAUGUUUUCUAUUGAUAUUAAUGGAAGAUUAUUUAUUAAAAAUCAAACAUUAAUUUUAUUAAAUGGAAAUUUUUAUAAUUUUAUUAUUGGAAAAUUUCGUAUUCAAAUAAAUAUUUUAUCAAAAGAAAUAAUUCAAUGUUCAUUAAAUAGAUUUUAUUUUCCAAUAGAAAAUUCAUUAAUUGGAUUUAUUGAAAUAUUAAAUAUUAAUAAAAAUUAUUCAAAAAAACGAUCAUUUUAUCUUUUAAAUUAUAAUCAUUUAUUUAUACUUGAACGUGAACAUGGUUAUUUACGUUAUCGUUAUCAAAAUCAAUUGAUUAAGAAUGAUUUAGUACUCUUAAUUGAAAUUGAAAAUUCACGUUGUUUAAUUACAUUACAUGGAUUUUCAUCAAUACCUUACAUGAUGAUUAGACAGGGGAAUAAUUUAGAUAUGGAAAUUGAAAAAUUGAUGGAUAAUAAAAAGGUAUAG
Messenger RNA from Rotaria sp. Silwood2, 4686 nucleotides. Lineage: Eukaryota; Metazoa; Rotifera; Eurotatoria; Philodinida; Philodinidae. The record is from the annotation of a GenBank genome assembly.